This is a messenger RNA of Malania oleifera, 2236 nucleotides long. RefSeq names its product protein NRT1/ PTR FAMILY 5.10-like. Gene Ontology annotation, cellular component: membrane. The transcript has 4 exons. Gene Ontology annotation, biological process: transmembrane transport; dipeptide transport. Gene Ontology annotation, molecular function: dipeptide transmembrane transporter activity; tripeptide transmembrane transporter activity. NCBI's taxonomy places the organism in Eukaryota, Viridiplantae, Streptophyta, Magnoliopsida, Santalales, Ximeniaceae. The record is from RefSeq and is a predicted model, not a curated record. The coding region runs from base 363 to 2093 and encodes 576 amino acids.
AAAAAAGUGCAAACAAAUACACAUCCGGACAGGAUUUUUACAAUUUAGCGAGCAGUUUGACAAUGGCCCAGGCCAAGGCAAUCCUGAUCGACAGUUCUCAAAGGUCUUCAGCACCCACUCUUGACCGAAAAAACAACUGAAAGGGAGUAGUGGAUCCCACCUACAUGCAUAUAGUUGGUGAAAAGGAAUCUGCUCCUCUGGCAAUGCAAUGGCGAUGCUGUAGGGAGCCGGAGCUAUCUUAUACGAAAAAUUCGUGAGUGGGAUAGUUUCUCACCGUAUACGUUUUUUAAGGAAGGCUCGUGGAGCGGCAAGCGAUCUCACAUCAUUCAUUUCACUGCGAGUGGUCGAGAAUUUAGGCACAUAUGGCCGUCUCCAUUGCUGCCGGCGGACGCGCUUCCGACGCCCAAACUUUGCUGCUCGACGACGCCUUAGACGGCGCCGUCGAUUACAGAGGUCAGCCGGUCUACAGAUCCAGAUCGGGCGGAUGGAGAUCUGCUUCCUUCAUUAUCGGUGUGGAGGUUGCAGAGAGGUUUGCGUACUACGGGAUUGCGUCGAACCUCAUAAGCUAUUUGACGGGGCCGUUGGGGCAGUCCACGGCGGUCGCGGCGGAGAACGUGAACGUGUGGUCCGGGGCGGCGUCAUUGCUUCCUCUCGUGGGGGCCUACGUAGCCGAUUCUUUCCUUGGUCGCUACCAAACAAUUAUAGUUGCAUCUGUCCUCUACAUCCUGGGACUUGGCUUGUUAACCCUAUCAGCCAUCCUUCCUUUUGUCAGUCUUGAAGACUGUCAAAGCAGCAAUGGAACCACGUCGUGCUCUCCUCCUCGACUUCAAGUAAUCUUCUUUUUCGUAUCUCUGUAUGUAGUAGCAGUUGCACAAGGUGGGCACAAGCCUUGUGUUCAAGCUUUUGGAGCUGACCAGUUUGAUGGACAGGACCCAGAUGAGUGCAAAGCUAAAAGUUCAUUUUUUAACUGGUGGUAUUUUGCCUUAUGUUCAGGCACUUUAGUUGCAUUAUCAAUCCUAAACUACAUACAAGACAACCUUAACUGGGGACUUGGAUUCGGAAUACCCUGCAUUGCAAUGGCAAUUGCAUUGGCCAUUUUCUUGCUUGGAACGACAACUUAUCGGUUUAGUAUCAAAAGGGAUGGAAAAAACCCAUUCUCGAGAAUUAUUCAGGUGUUUAUUGUAGCAGCUAAGAAUUGGCGAACAACUACUUCAGCUAUAACCAUAGAAGAGGAAGCCUGUGGAACCUUGCCUUCCCAGGGGUCUCUCCAAUUCAAAUUUUUGAAUAAAGCCUUGCUAGCACCAGAUGGUUCAAAGGAGGAGGGGAAGGUGUGCAGCAGGAGUGAGGUUGAAGACGCCAAGUCCAUAUUAAGGCUAAUUCCAAUAUGGGCUACCAGUUUGAUAUAUGCAACUGUGUUUGCACAGUCAUCAACUUUCUUCACAAAACAAGGAAUUACAAUGGACAGAGCAAUUGGGUCUGGCUUUGAUGUCCCUGCAGCUUCACUUCAAUCCUUCAUCAGCCUCUCCAUCGUUCUUUUCAUUCCCAUCUACGAUCGCAUCUUCAUUCCCAUAGCAAGGUCUUUCACCAGGAAACCCUCUGGCAUAACAAUGCUCCAGAGAAUUGGUACUGGAAUAUUUUUCUCUGUCAUUUCCAUGCUGAUUGCAGCUCUGGUUGAGAUGAAACGACUGAAAACUGCACAAGAACAUGGGCUUGUCGACGUGCCGAGGGCGACAGUUCCCAUGAGCGUGUGGUGGUUAAUUCCUCAGUAUCUGUUGUUUGGGGUUGGGGAUGUGUUCACCAUGGUUGGAUUGCAAGAGUUUUUCUAUGAUCAGGUUCCAAACGAACUGAGGAGUGUGGGUCUCUCCCUCUACCUCAGCAUCUUUGGCGUGGGAAGCUUUCUGAGCAGUUUUCUUAUUUCCAUAAUUGAGAGGGCGACUGGUGGAGAUGGCCAAGACAGUUGGUUUGCAGAUAAUCUGAACCGGGCUCAUCUAGAUUACUUUUACUGGCUACUUUGCGGACUUAGUGCCGUGGGAUUAGUUGCGUUUCUGUAUUUUUCAAAAUCUUACAUUUAUAGCAAGGGAAGUGCCAUUUGAAAAUCCCAACUCCCAUCAUUAAUCUGUGUGUACUUGCAACCGUUGUGUUGGGUUAUAUAUGGACUCUUAUCUAUUAUUGUAUGACCUUCAUAUAUGCAGUUUGAAGUUCAUUAAAUUGUUAAUGCUACAAAGAAUUUCUAUGA